This is a messenger RNA of Calypte anna (Anna's hummingbird), 5004 nucleotides long. It is a transcript of the gene DDC, whose product is annotated as dopa decarboxylase. NCBI's taxonomy places the organism in Eukaryota, Metazoa, Chordata, Aves, Apodiformes, Trochilidae. Bases 245 to 1702 code for a protein of 485 amino acids. The record is from RefSeq and is a predicted model, not a curated record. The transcript has 14 exons. Gene Ontology annotation, molecular function: aromatic-L-amino-acid decarboxylase activity; pyridoxal phosphate binding. Gene Ontology annotation, biological process: serotonin biosynthetic process; amino acid metabolic process; catecholamine metabolic process.
UUACAGGUGGUUAAUGAUUAGCACAAAAAGUGCAAGGCAAGCACAGUGGCAAUGAAGACCAGAUAGUUACUGGAAAAGCCCUAGAAAUUUCUUAAUAUGAAAUAACUGCUUCUAGUGAUCUCUUCUUCACAGGACGAGACAAUAUAGGGGAACAACAGAAAAUUCAUCUUUCCAAAGUACCUGCAAAAGGAGUGAGAUCUCCAGGCAGGUUUUUUCUGAAAGCAGGUCCUAAACUCUGAAACCGAUGGAUGCUGCAGAGUUCCGGAAGAGAGGGAAGGAGAUGGUGGACUACAUUGCAGAUUACCUGGAGAAUAUCGAUAAAAGACAAGUCUUCCCAGAUGUGGAACCAGGAUAUCUAAGGUCUCUCAUUCCAGACUGUGCACCACAGAAUCCUGAGAGCUUUAAGGAUGUCUUUAAAGAUAUUGAGAGGAUCAUCAUGCCAGGGGUGACUCACUGGCACAGUCCGUACUUUUUUGCCUACUACCCUGCAGGCUCUUCCUUCCCAACUCUUCUUGCAGACAUGUUGUGUGGUGGAAUAGGUUGUGUGGGCUUCUCUUGGGCUGCAAGUCCAGCUUGCACAGAGCUGGAGACUGUCAUGCUGGAUUGGCUAGGGAAAAUGAUUAAUUUGCCUGAAGAGUUUUUAGCUGGGAAGGAUGGCCAAGGUGGAGGAGUCAUUCAGGGAAGUGCCAGCGAGGCCACCCUGAUGUCACUGCUUGCUGCAAGAACAAAAACUAUCAGGCGGGUGCGGUCGGAAAAGCCUGAGCUGACAGAAGCAGACAUCAUGGGCAGGCUGAUGGCCUAUGCUUCUGAUCAGGCUCAUUCGUCAGUGGAAAGGGCUGCGUUAAUUGCUGGUGUGAAGAUGAAAAAUGUUUCUUCUGAUGAGACAUUUUCUGUUUGUGGUUCAGCCCUACAGAAAGUUUUGGAUGAAGACAAAGCUUCUGGUCUUAUCCCAUUCUUUUUCUGUGCAACACUUGGAACCACACCUUGCUGCUCCUUUGACAAGCUGUUAGAAUUGGGUCCUAUUUGUAAUAAAGAGAAUAUCUGGAUGCAUAUUGAUGCAGCCUAUGCUGGAAGUGCAUUCAUCUGCCCUGAAUUCAGGCAUCUUUUAAAUGGAGUGGAGUUUGCAGAUUCAUUUAACUUUAAUCCUCACAAAUGGCUACUAGUGAAUUUUGACUGCUCCACUAUGUGGGUGAAAAAAAGAUCAGAUUUAACAGGUGCCUUUAAAUUAGAACCUCUUUACCUGCAGCAUCAGCAUCAAGAAUCUGGCCUUGUAACAGAUUACCGGCACUGGCAGAUCCCUCUGGGGAGGAGGUUCCGCUCUCUGAAGCUCUGGUUCGUGCUGAGGAUGUACGGGGUCACCAAACUGCAGGAACACAUCCGUAAGCACGUCAGGCUGGCACAUCAGUUUGAACAUUUGGUCCUUCAGGAUGAACGAUUUGAGAUCUGUGCUGAGGUUAUCUUGGGUCUGGUCUGCUUUCGGCUGAAGGGCUCAAACGAACUCAACGAGGCAUUUCUUAAAAGCAUAAAUGAGGCCAAGAAGAUUCAUCUCGUCCCAAGCCACCUGGGAAAGAAGUUUGUGCUUCGUUUUGCUGUUUGUUCCCGCACAGUGGAAUCCACCCACAUCAAGUUUGCCUGGCAGCACAUCUCACAGCUGGCAACUCAUCUUCUGAACACAAGGGAGCAAAACCUCCAGCAGCAGUAACAGCAGUGAAGUAGCAGUGGGGAGGAGGUAAUUAACUGCCUUUCUCUGCUUUGCCAAGUUCUAUUUUAGGGGCAGGUGGCAAAGUCGAAUUAUGAAGGAAAAAAAUAGAAAACCUGUUGUUAUGUAGCCCAGCUGCAAUAGCAAAAGCCUUGCCAGCAAGUUGUGUUGUAACCAUAGUCAUUCCUUCUCUGUGCUGUAGUUUCGUCUUGCCAUGGCACGUAGCCAUGGGGACUCCAGAUGUCGUUUCUUACCAGUUUGUAAUCAAAAGUAUUUAUUGAACCAGGCAAUGGAAAUAGAAAGGCUGGUGCUCCCUCCGUUGUCCCCAUUAACCUAGAGCACUCCAACUCCUUUCUUCACUGAUUAAACUGUGAGGUGUUGUAACCCAUUAACAUUACUAUGACUUCAGAAAGAAAGCAAAUGGGCAAAAGUUCAGUAACCUGAUUAUAACUCUUUUCAGGUCCUAUGGAAACAGAGACUGCAAAUGUUGCUGUUGUUUGGGGCACUAUCAUGUAAUGACAGGCUGGCUGCAGCCAUUUGGUAAAUAGAGUGAGGACUUCAACAAUUCCUUUAUUACACGGCCAGAUCAGGGAGGAGUAAGAAUGAAAUUAGUGCUAACCAUCCUUAUAGCAGGCUCUCUAUUUUCCUUUAAAGAGUUUGCUUUUUCCACAGCCAUUUUGUCAAAUCUUAUCAAACAGAUUAUGCUGGCUAUUGGUUUUCACUUUGAUCACUCAUAAUGAUGUAUCUUAAAAGCUCCUUCUUAAGACUUCUAUCAAAAGCCAAGUGCUAGUUGAUAUUCUAUAUUUUUAACCAAGCAGUGAUUGCUUGAAAAUAAUCUGGAAACCACAUUCUGUGAAAUGGAGUUGAGACUUCUUUUUAUGGCUAUCAUUCUUCUUACUUCAUUGUGUAAUAAGUCUUUGACAGAAUGUGCUAAGAAAUGCAAUGGCAUUCAUUUCUGAGAUUAGCUAACAAGCAAGAUAACAACUACAAUAAUAAUAGAAAUUUAGAGAACUAUCCCCCAAAAUGUGCUGUGGUACCCCCAUCAGUGGUUUCAUAUGGUUGCACAGAAUAUGAAAAUAUUGGAAAAAAAUUAACCCUUACAGGAUCAAGAUACCUCAGCAGGGAAGGCAGUGGCAUGCUGUCCUUCUGUAAGGCUAGCCAGAGGCUACAUUACCCACCCCCCAAAAAAAAGCUCAUUAGUAUUUCUUUAAGGAAUUGAUUUUACAGAUAACAGAGGAACUAAGGGAUGAUGAAUAAAUAUAGUGAAACUAAGUAAUAUAUGGCUGAGCUAUUGUCCAUGACACUAAGCUACAGUAUCAGAAAUGUUGAUAAAUUUUGAUAGCACCAUUAUCUUUAGCAGAACCAAUAUGAAAUUGGGUUAUUCUGCAGUGGCAUAAUUCAAUAGAUUGGUAGACUAAAGAGAGCAGAAAAUGCUGGCAUUUGUUUCCAUUCUUUGUCAUUUUUUUUUUUUUUUCAAAUCAAUGUUAUUCUGUUCUUGUAACUUGAGAAACAAUUCAUAGCACAUACAGUCCACAUUGAUAGAAUUCUACAGCUUUUCCUUUGUGGAAACACUGUAAUUCAUGAGACAGAGCAGAGUUUCACCUUCUCUAUGGGACAGAACUGUAUUUUGUAUGUGAAAUAUAUAAGCAGGUCUGUCUGGGGGGGAAAAAAUAUCUGAUUUAUCAGAGUAAAUCCAGGAUAGUUCCACUGAAAUGAAAUUUAAUUGUUUGGGUUUGUGUGACUAUAACUGAAAUGAAAAUCUAACUAAUAAGUAUUGGAAAGAAAUGCAUAAAGCAGGGUAACACUAGACUGAACAUAAAAGGAUUUUGGUGAAGAUUUCUCCAUGGAUACCAGAGGAGAGGUGUGUGAUGCAUGGCUCUGUGAGCCCAGAACUGCUGCGGAAUAGGAAUGUGGGCAGGAUACACACCCAGACCCAGGAAAGGUGAAAUGUUCCCACCAGGCAAGAAUUAGACUAAGUCCCUCUAGACAUUUGUAGGAAAACAGUGUCAAAACUGAUAUUUAGUUAAACAUUUUUCAGUAUAUGGGUAUCAGUUUUAGAAGAGGUAUCUGUUGUCUGAUCUGUUGUCCAGAUACUAAGACUCCUUUUGGCAAAGAAUUUAGGAUAAGAAUUAAUUAAAAAUAUUAUAGAUGCAGGCAAAGUUAAUUUAUUUACAUUUAUUUACAUUUUUAAAGAAGUGAUGUAAGUAAAGCAGUGACAAGACCCAUGGAAUUACAUUUCUCCAUGAUCAGCCCAAUACAGAAAUACAAAGUUCACAGCUCAAGGUUUUCUGAAUUUGUGGCACGAUUUGAAUAUGUAACUGGUGAAGUGAAGGCCUUCUUAGUAUCCUCUUUCUUCCAUGUGAUAAUUCCUUCAUAGACUAUUAAUGAUAGGUCAUUUGAAAAUGAAAUAGGAGCUAUGUAAUCAACUCAAGAACAAAAGCAUUAAAUAAAGAACAUUUUUGAUAGGAGAACACAACUGCUGUUUCUGUUCUGUAGCUUUGCAAUGUAUCUGUAGGUGACAAAUUUAUGAAUAGUUAGUAUGUGAACCUGGAUUUAUUGUGCCCUGUGUGCAAAAACUAAUAUUGUCUGUGCCAAUUAUGUUUAAUAUUAAAAAUCAUUCCAAAGUCUCAGAAUUGUGCUUUAGUAGAAUAUCCAUAUCACAAGGGAGACAGCAUGGCUACUGAAGAAGGUGGGAAAAUAACUUUUCAGGAACCAUACACAUUUUCUUUUAAACUGGUUGAGUGCUAAUACAAUACUUAAAUUCUUAAUGAUAAUGACAGAUUAUAAAUAUAUUUUAUUACUGGUGGUGGCAUAUUGAAAAAAUGUGUAUUUAUGGAAGUGCUGCUGAUAUAUUAUACUCUUAACUGCACUAUAAUUUAUAAAUGUCUGAUUUGCUCUUGCCUUUAAAUGUAAGAUUCUGCUUAUGGUUGCUCCUUAUUGUCCUUAUUGCCUCCUGUAAGAAUACUACAUCUGAUGAGAAGUACUCACAUUGCAGUUGCUCUAGAACAGCAUUCUGAUCCUUGAGAUAUGCAUGAACCUGAAUGGCACAAAGACAGGAGCAAAUGAGAAAUAAAACUGAGAACCCUGAAGACCAGAGUGGUGGGGGCAGAUUAACCAGCCAUCAGUGGAUAAUCUCUACAUAGCAGAUCUAGACUCUACAUGAGCUAAAUGGAAAAAUAAUCAGGUAUUUAGUGCUUUUUGAUUAUAAUUUGUGAACUGUUGUGCUGCUUUAAAACCUGUAUCCAAAGCCUGUAAAACAAACAUGUAGGUUUUAAUUGGCAGCAUUAAUAAAUGGAAACAAAACU